AUGGAACAGAACCAUUCUGAUCACAAAUUCGACAGCGGAACGGGAUGGCCCUCAUUCUUCUCACCAGUUAAUCCCAAUAAUGUUGCAUCGAAACAAGAUUAUAGUAUGGGACUUCGAACAGAAGUUCAUUGUGCAAAGUGUAGUGCACAUUUUGGACAUGUUUUUAAUGAUGGACCAGCACCAACUGGUCUUCGCUAUUGUAUCAAUGGGGCUGCAUUGAAUUUCGUGAAGCAAUAA
Messenger RNA from Didymodactylos carnosus, 237 nucleotides. The record is from the annotation of a GenBank genome assembly. Lineage: Eukaryota; Metazoa; Rotifera; Eurotatoria; Philodinida; Philodinidae.